Molecule: messenger RNA, 1484 nt
Organism: Brassica oleracea var. oleracea
Lineage: Eukaryota; Viridiplantae; Streptophyta; Magnoliopsida; Brassicales; Brassicaceae
Product: serine/threonine-protein kinase CDL1-like
Exons: 4
Coding region: 127-1332 (401 amino acids)
Biological process (GO): protein phosphorylation
Molecular function (GO): ATP binding; protein kinase activity
Source: RefSeq, a predicted model, not a curated record
CAAGACCCGAAGCUUUAAAGUUAUUCUGUAUCAAUUUCGUCUUCCUCCUUCUAGGGUUUCUACAUCUUCUCGUUUUUUCCAUUUCUGGAAACCGUUAAAGGCGUCUUCUUGUUCCUGGGGGGUGAAAUGGAGGAAACAGAAGAAGCGUACCAGAAGAAAGAGCGAGCUUCACUUGUAGCCAUUGUCGUUCUUGCUUGCCUUGCUCUGUCAUCUUUGUUCGUCGCCUUUAGCUACUACUGCUAUAUCCGUAACAAAGUUUCCAAGCGUCACAGAAUCAACAAGAAGUUUGACUGCGAGGAGAAAGGUGAUUGUCAAGAACAACAAGAAGUUACUGACAAGGGGAUACAGGUUUUCACUUUCAAGCAACUACAUUCAGCAACUGGUGGGUUUAGUAAGUCGAAUGUGGUUGGUCAUGGUGGGUUUGGAUUGGUUUACCGUGGUGUGCUUAACAACGGGAGAAAAGUUGCUAUCAAGUUUAUGGAUAAUGCAGGAAAGCAAGGCGAAGAAGAGUUCAAGAUGGAGGUUGAGUUACUGAGCCGUCUGCGUUCACCCUACUUGUUGGCACUUCUUGGUUAUUGCUCAGACAAUAGUCAUAAACUGCUUGUGUACGAGUUCAUGGCCAAUGGCGGUCUGCAGGAACACCUCUAUCCUAAUAACAGGUCUGGUUCUGUCCCAUUGAGAUUAGACUGGGAAACUCGGAUGAGAAUAGCUCUGGGAGCUGCAAAAGGCUUGGAGUAUCUCCAUGAACAAGUAUCACCUCCAGUGAUUCACCGAGACUUCAAGAGCAGCAAUGUUCUGCUUGACAGAAACCUCCACACCAAGGUUUCAGACUUCGGAUUGGCUAAAGUAGGAUCAGAUAAAGCUGGUGGGCAUGUCUCUACACGUGUACUAGGCACACAAGGAUACGUUGCUCCUGAGUAUGCUCUAACUGGCCACUUGACUACAAAAUCAGAUGUCUAUAGCUACGGCAUUGUCUUGUUAGAGUUACUAACCGGGAGGGUUCCGGUAGAUAUGAAGAGAGCUACUGGAGAAGGAGUUCUUGUAUCUUGGGCUUUGCCUCAACUGGCUGAGAGAGACAAAGUGGUGGACGUAAUGGAUCCAGCACUUGAAGGGCAGUACUCGACCAAAGAGGUUGUUCAGGUUGCAGCAAUAGCAGCAAUGUGUGUUCAAGAAGAAACUGAUUACAGACCGUUGAUGGCAGAUGUGGUGAAGUCAUUGGUUCCUUUAGUGAGAAGCCGUGGGUCAGGCUCAAAGGUUAGUGGAUGCUCUAGUAGCUUUAGCUUGGCUCGCUCUCCUAACUUACCCGAUAAAGCAAGCGUCGGUUCUCAAUAAAAUCAAAGAAACCAAGGUUUUUUUAAGUUUUUUAUGUACUAAGGGAGUUUGUUAAGGCAGUGUAUAAUGUAACAGUGGAUGUUUUUACUAAAAUAUAAACUUUCAAAACUCUGUGUAUAAAUUUUAAUCAAGGUACUGAAUGUUAUGUAACA